Anguilla rostrata (American eel) is the source of this 1807-nucleotide messenger RNA. RefSeq lists its product as uncharacterized. The record is from RefSeq and is a predicted model, not a curated record. NCBI's taxonomy places the organism in Eukaryota, Metazoa, Chordata, Actinopteri, Anguilliformes, Anguillidae. Gene Ontology annotation, molecular function: zinc ion binding; DNA binding. Bases 279 to 1421 code for a protein of 380 amino acids. The transcript has 5 exons.
ACAUUCUUCACUCCAGCUGAUCGGCCUUGGCUCCGGGUGCGGACCCUCGGAUUGUCCGCGGCCGUUUUCUCACAAAAAUUGUGUUGUCUGUUUCAUCUUUGUUGUGGCGGCCGCUCGUGUCGGCAAAGCACGCCAACCUGUCUAUUUAUUUGGACAAAGGAGUACCGAGGAAAGUGGAUUUUCUCAGCCCGUAGCUGGUCGAGGAACCUCCUCAUAUUGAACAGGCCGCAUCUCCAUCCCCGGUCUCACCUAUUUGGACCUACCGACUCUUUGGAACUAUGGGGGACACAGGCAGUGAACGCAGCAAGCCGCCCAGCAUACCUCCCCGCUGUCCCUGUGGAUUCUGGGGGUCCAGCAAAACCAUGAACCUCUGCUCCAAAUGUUUUGCUGACAUUCAGAAAAAGCAGGCAGACGAGGACUGCGCCCCCGGACCCUCCCCCAGCAGUAGCGGCAGCCAAUCGGCGGUCUUCUGUAGCGAUAUGAGCAGCAGCAGUAGCCAAUCCCUGUCGUCGACGCCUGUCAGUUCGGAGGAGCCGUCGUCAAAGGACACAGGAGCCACUUGUUCCACUACUCCGCAGGGAGCUUCCAGCACAGACACAGUCCACAGCGCACUGUCCACGCCCACAAAACGCUCCUGUGACUCGGCCUCGGGGUCGGAGAGCGAGGCCUCGCCGGAGAAGCGGUCGAAGCCCGAUGACGACGACCCGGUCGCCGAGGAGACGCGCGGCGGCCCCAAGCAGAGGAACCGCCGGCGCUGCCACCGCUGCCAAACCAAACUGGAGCUGGUGCAGCAGGAGCUGGGGUCCUGCCGCUGCGGUGAGUGCAGCUUUACCGGCCUGUCUGUCUGUCUGUCUGUCUCAUUCUCUCUCUCUCCCCCUCUGUCUGUCUGUCUGUCUCUCUCCCCCUCUGUCUGUCUGUCUGUCUCUCAUUCUCUCUCUCUCCCCCUCUGUCUGUCUGUCUGUCUGUCUGUCUGUCUGUCUGUCUGUCUCCCCCUCUGUCUGUCUGUCUUUCUGUCUCCCCCUCUGUCUGUCUGUCUGUCUGUCUGUCUGUCUGUCUGUCUCUCAUUCUCUCUCUCUCCCCCUCUGUCUGUCUGUCUGUCUCAUUCUCUCUCUUUCUGCUCUCUGUCUCUCUCUCUCUCUGUCUCACUCUCUCUCUCUCUCACUCUCUCAAUUUCAAUUUUUUUUUCAAUUUCAAAGUGCUUUAUUGGCAUGACAAAUAUAGGCACUUGUGUUGCCAAAGCAGUGGUUAUAACUCUCAGUGUGUGUGUGUGUGCGCGCGCGCGCGUGUGCGUGUAUGUGUGCGUGCGUGUAUGUAUGUGUGUGUGUGUGUCUGUGCAUGUGCGUGUGUGUGUGUGUGUGUGUGUGUGUGUGUGUGUGUGUGUGCGUGUGUGUGUGUGUGUGUGUGUGUGUUGUAUUGCGUAGCUGUAACAUGCCGAGGGUCUGUCAGUACUCUUGCCCCUGUAACAGUGCUUGAGUUGAGCCAGCUGUAAUAAGUGGUUAUUUUUAAGCAGCAGUAAUUGUGGUGGGUGUUAAUUGAAGCACGCUCACUCGUCGAGCGGAGCUUCUAAUCAGCGCUCGCUGAUGUCAGGAGUAUGAUGUGUAUUAAUGAACGCAUUAGAUGGCAUAAUGAGCGUUUGUUUUUGACAAGGGUUUGAAUAAGCUGCCUAAUAAGGCGACGUCUGUUGGAGGAGCGUGUCUUUAGAAACGGCUUCACACCGCUCUGACUUCCCUGCUGGACGUCUCCACUGCGGCGCUGAUCACUGGGGUGUGUGUGUGUCUAUGUCUGUUUGUCUGUGUGUGUGUGUGCG